UUGAGUGUGGAUGUGUCGUGACCGAAAAGGGAGUGGUUUACGCGUUUCGUCCUGCAGACGUCGCUUGCGAUGCGACACUUAUCCAGCGCAAUCGACCACCAAGCGGCGUAGGUUCAUCGAUUUGAGAUUAUCAAAGAGUAUGUUCGCAGUUGCGAGUAUGCCGAUCAGUGUAUAUCAUAGCGACCACAAAGCCAUUGCGACCGUCGAUACUAAGUGAGAAUGAGCGAUGCAAUAAAGUCUUUACCACAAGUUUUCUCACGACUACGUUUGCAGCUGCGUUGGUCAUCCAGCUUCGCAGGGCGGAAUGGCCUUGAUUUUUUUUCAGAACGUCGACAACAGCCCGGGGUGCAUAGUGAAACAUUAUGAAUAGUUAUUUUACCGUUGCAAGUGACAUAUUUAGCAUUAAUAGGUUUGUGAGAACUACAUUCGCAUCUAAGGUUUUUAAUCCGAUGUAUUUCCUCUUGGAGCUAAAUAACAAGCGCGCACUGCAACAUGAUUGCACUAGAGCACGCGCACAUUACAUCAGCGCAUUCGUAUAGGCGUUGAAGGUCCCAGCGCCGACCACCAAGCACAGACCGCCAAAACUGGCGAAUGAGUGAAAGAAAUAUAUUUGCUUUGAAACAAAAGAGGCAAAGAAGGUUAAUGCUAAUAUUGUUUCAUAUAGUUACAGCGAAUUGUGAUCCUUCUAUACUGACGUGAAGCUAGAGAUGUCCUGCGUUGUCGUAAUAAGUUUCGCGCUUUCGAAAAGAAAAAAAAACAAGAAUUUUCUCAUGGAGCACUUAACGGUGGAUUCUUCUUAUCAUCAACAAGCGCACACCAAGCACAUGAUAGUUUAUUGAGCUUAGGGUGUACGCUUGGUAGUGCUUGUUGCGAAGGGUCUCAUGCACAUGAGCGUUUCUAUUUCUAUAGGUGAAAAUCCGCGAAAUGAUCCUGUCAAGCCAGGAUGUUUUCGAAGCAUUUACAAAGAUCGCGCCGGAGGGAGAAGUGGAACGAGCAGCCAGAACCUGCAACAGUUGGGUGGUGACAUUGUUGAAAGAACUGAAGAUACAUGUGCCCUUUGAGGUACAGUGCAUUGCUGGUCUGCACUUCAAAGCCAUGAAUGCGGCUAUGUCGGAGGAGUUUCUUAAAGAAGUGAUUAAGGAUCUGCGCUUCGUAUUCAAGGACAAUGGCAUAAACGCAGAGCCACGAAAGCCUUGUGCCACCGAUGUACAGAGCGAAAGCAGCGAGGAAACAAUUAAAGGAGUGGCCACCAUUUCCAAAGGAAAGAGCACCACCCAGUGCCGGAACGAGCGCUGUGACUGAUUGGAGCUGACCGCCUUGCCGCGCGAGAACCAAGAUCUACGUGUCCGGCCCUGCUGAGGUCUCCAGACCACCAACGCUACUUCACAGUUUGCUUUCUCAUCUUGAGGUAGCAUUCCAUGAACAGCAUGUGGCAUGUAUAUGCCGUGCUGCAUACAGUCGUGCAACGAAGGCAUAAGGCGUUCUGAUAAACUGAACCGAAUAAAACUAAU
Molecule: messenger RNA, 1511 nt
Organism: Dermacentor andersoni
Lineage: Eukaryota; Metazoa; Arthropoda; Arachnida; Ixodida; Ixodidae
Source: RefSeq, a predicted model, not a curated record